AUGGACACAGAAUACACAGCCUCGAAUCAUCACCUUAAGUCAUACCACGAGAAGCGUGAUACGCACAGCCCAUCGAACAGUCUCCCUUUGCUCCUGACAAGUCGUCGAGUCUCGCUAGAAACCCAAUCGAUCCUCAAUCAAAUGAAGAAAACCACCUACGUCCUUGACCUUUCAAUUCUAAAUGAACAGGAUAUGUUUUCAACCUGGAUAUCAGUUCCACAUCUGACGACCCGCCUAUCUACCCUACAUACAGAUGCGCGUCUUUUCGGACACAUCCUCACCGGCAACAACCUCAAAGAGGCGCGUGAACCAAAAGGCCGUGGUGUUGGCGAGAAGAAAGGCGGCAGUGGGAACUCCUACGAGGACCGUGUGAUCACCGUUAAGAACAUCGUCUAUGACUUUCACUCGGCGGAGAAGAACUUACCAUCUCCCCCUCGUGACACCGAAUACUGCGAUUGGCUGGAUAAUGAUGCUCACACCUCCAGGUAUAACGAUGAACGGACGGGUGAGAUGAGCGAGGAUCUGAAGUACAAAACACGCCCACAAUGGCCUUUGUACUCUUGGACAAAAUGGCUGAGAACCAUGACUAAUAUGGGCUACAUAACUGAGGAGUAUGGGGGACUCAACUCAUUUACGAGAGAAUCGGUACCAUCUCCAUGCUGGCGAAUGGAAGACGGACGACUACCAUUGGUCUUGCGGAUUGACUGGCCAAGGUGCUCAUUUAGAGUCCGCCCGAUACAAUGGAGCAUCUGUACUGGGGCGUUUGUCUGA
This is a messenger RNA of Penicillium egyptiacum, 771 nucleotides long. The record is from the annotation of a GenBank genome assembly. NCBI's taxonomy places the organism in Eukaryota, Fungi, Ascomycota, Eurotiomycetes, Eurotiales, Aspergillaceae.